AAAACCCUCCUGAAAACCCACGAAGAAGAAGAAAGCGAAAGUAACAACACAUCAACAUGUUUCCCACUGGAUUUGAUUCAUGCGCAGGAGUUUUUUAAUACUUAUAAAUUCUCUUCUUAUUGGACAAGACUGCAAAUGAAGAAUCUUCCAGAAAUUACAAUCUUUUGAAGGUCACGGAUGAUAAAACAUGAAGUUCAGUGAGAAAGAGUUGUUGAAAACAAGUUGAGUGAUUGAUUGUGCUGAUCUGUGUUCAGUGUCAGUUUAUCUGAGCGAGGAAAGGACUCUCUCUCUAAGAUGAGUCUCUCAGAGAAACACAGAGUAAGAUCAGACUCACAUGUGUCCAGCUCUGUGUCUCUGAAGAGUGAUGAUUCAAAAGAAGGAAAACCACCAGACUUCGGUGGGGAAAAACCAUCAUCCGAUAAAAGUGUAAGAUCAGACUCACAUGUGUCCAGCUCUGUGUCUCUGAAGAGUGACUGGUCAAAAGGUGGAGUACCAAACUUCAGUGGAGAAAAACCAUCAUCUAAUAAAAGGCUUCAAUAUGAGACAUUAGACUCAGACGUUCAGACUCACAGGAAACACAAGAGUUUCACAGACAAUCUCCAGUGGAUCUUCCAGGAUCUUGAGAGCAAAAUAAUCACAUUUCUGACGAAAGAGCUGGAAAAGUUUAAGAAAAUAUUACAAAAUGAGAACACAGAAUACUUUGUGAAUGACUUUAAUGAGAAUAGAUGCAGUAUCAAAGAAGCAGCUCUUGAUCUCACACUACAUUACCUGAGAGAGAUGAAGCAAGAUGAAGCUGCUGAUGCUCUAGAAGAUGAGCUGUUCUUCAUUCAUCAGCUAAAAUGUGGCCUAAAGAAGAAGUAUCAAUGUGUAUUUGAAGGAAUUGCGAAGCAAGGUGACUCCACACUCCUGAAUAACAUCUACACAGAUCUCUAUAUCACUCAGGGUGGCAGUGAACAGGUCAAUACUGAACAUGAGGUCAGACAGAUUGAAGUUGCUUCCAGGCGGCAUGAAUCUCAAGAGAUACAGGUUGAAUGCACACAAUUGUUUGAAGCACCUGAACAAGACAAGGAGAUCCGAACUGUACUGACAAAAGGAGUCGCUGGCAUCGGAAAAUCAGUCUCUGUGCAAAAGUUUGUUCUGGACUGGGCUGAAGGAAUAGAAAAUCAAGAUAUCAGCUUCAUAUUUCCUCUUCCAUUCAGAGAGAUGAACUUAAAGGAGAAAGAAAAACUAAGUUUGAUGGAUCUUAUAACUCAAUUUUUCCCAGAAACAAAAGGACUGAACCUUACAAGAAGGAAUAAUUUCAAAGUCCUGUUCAUCCUUGAUGGAUUGGACGAAUGUCGUCUUCCUCUGAAGUUUGAUUGUAAUGAGACAUGGUGUGAUGUAUCAUCACCAGCCUCUCUGGAUGUUCUCCUAACAAACCUCAUGAAGGGAAAUCUGCUUCCUUCUGCUCUCAUCUGGAUCACCACCAGACCAGCAGCUGCCAGUAAGAUUCCUCCCGACUGUAUCGACCGGCUGACAGAGAUACGAGGAUUCAAUGACUCACAAAAGGAAGAGUACUUCAAAAAAAGAUUCACGGAUCAGAAUCAGGCCAACACAAUCAUUGAUCAUGUUAAAAAAUCAAAGAGUCUCUUCAUCAUGUGCCACAUCCCAGUCUUCUGCUGGAUUUCAGCCACUGUUCUCCAGAACAUUCUGGAGGAGAAAAGAAAUAAUGAUGUGAAAAUCAAUCAGGCUGAUGAGAUCUCUAAAAGACCGCAGGAAUCAAAUACUGAAGACACUCCCAAGACUCUGACACAAAUGUACACACACUUUCUCCGCUUUCAGAUCCAGCAGAGCCGCCGAAAGUAUGAUGGAGAAUACGCACCAGAUGUUUCAUGGGAUAAAGACGCCAUCCUUUCACUGGGAAAACUGGCAUUUCAUCAGCUGGAAAUAAACAACGUGAUCUUCUAUGACACAGACCUGGAAGCCUGUGGUAUUGACGUCUAUAAGGCAUCAGUGUACUCAGGCAUGUGUACCCAGAUCUUUAAGGAGGAAACAGGGAUCAUUCUUGGUACCAUGUACUGCUUUGUUCACUUGAGCAUUCAAGAGUUUAUUGCAGCCCUUUAUGCACAUCUGUUUCUAGACAUCAACAAGAAAAGUGUGUUUGAUCACGAGUCUACAGGGCAGGAAAACAAAAAUAAAAAUUUGCUCAAGACCCUUUAUGCACAUCUGUUUCUAGACAUCAAAAAGAAAAAUGAAAUCAUGAUUGAUUUUCUCAAGACUGCAGUGGACAAGGCACUCGAGAGUGACAGUGGACACCUGGACCUUUUCCUCCGCUUCCUCCUUGGUCUGUCACUCCAGUCCAAUCGACGACUCUUACGGGGUCUGUUGACACAGCAAGAUGACAAUGACCAGAGCAACAAGGAAAUAGUUCAUUACAUCAAGCAGAAAUUAGAAGAUAAUCUGCCUGCAGAGAGAUCCAUCAAUCUGUUCUACUGUCUGAACGAACUGAAUGACCAAACUCUGGUGAAGGAGAUCCAGACCCACCUUAGCAAAGGAAGUCUCUCAUCUGGUGACCUUUCACCUGCCCAGUGGUCUGCUUUGGUCUUUGUGUUGUUGACAUCAGAGAAAGAGCUGGAGGAGUUUGAGCUUCAGAAAUUCAAGAAAUCAGACGAGUGUCUCAUUAGAUUAUCAGCAGUCAUCAAAACCUCCAGAAGAGCUCUGUAA
Molecule: messenger RNA, 2703 nt
Organism: Ctenopharyngodon idella (grass carp)
Lineage: Eukaryota; Metazoa; Chordata; Actinopteri; Cypriniformes; Xenocyprididae
Product: protein NLRC3-like
Exons: 8
Coding region: 295-2703 (802 amino acids)
Source: RefSeq, a predicted model, not a curated record